CAAGGCAGGGAGUGUGUCACAAAAGGCGGUCGCUGGGGAGACGGGGUGGCAGAGAGCCGACAGGCAGUCAGACAGAUACAGCCAGCGAGCGGCGGCCAUGGGCACCUUGGUCGGGGCGAUUGACCAGGGCACCAGCUCCACCAGGUUCUUACUCUUCAAUCCCAAGACGGCUAAGGUUGUGGCUGAUCAUCAAGUGGAAAUUACACAGCACCUUCCAGAUGCAGGAUGGGUGGAAGAGGAUCCCAAGGAAAUUUUGCAUUCAGUUUUUGAAUGUAUUGAGAAGACAUGUGACAAAUUGAAGCAACUUGGCAUAGAUAUUUCCAGUGUUAAAGCAAUUGGAGUAAGCAAUCAAAGAGAAACAACAAUCAUGUGGGACAAAAUGACAGGAUAUCCGCUCUACAAUGCAAUUGUGUGGCUCGACCUCAGGACACAGGCAACUGUGGAAAAGCUCAUCAACCAAGGACCAAAGAAAGACAAAAAUAUUCUUCAGGCACAAACUGGUCUCCCGAUUAGCACCUAUUUUAGUGCUGUGAAACUGCGUUGGCUCCUUGACAAUGUGGAAGCAGUUAAACAAGCUGUAGCCAAACAACGGGCUAUGUUCGGGACAGUUGAUUCUUGGCUUAUAUGGUGUUUGACAGGUGCAAACAAUGGUGGUGUUCACUGCACAGACGUGACCAAUGCGAGCAGAACUAUGCUAUUCAACAUUAACACUCUUCAAUGGGACCCUGAUCUCUGCAGCUUCUUUGGCAUUCCAAUGAGUAUUCUCCCAGAAGUAAGAAGUUCGUCGGAGGUUUAUGGAAUAAUGAAAUGUGGAGCGCUGGCUGGUGUACCCAUUUCGGGAUGUUUAGGCGACCAAUCUGCUGCCUUGGUUGGACAAAUGUGUUUUAAACCUGGAGAAUCGAAGAAUACAUACGGUACAGGUUGUUUCCUCUUGAGUAACACAGGUCAAAAGCCUGUGAUGUCUCAGCAUGGCCUUCUGACAACAAUAGCCUAUAAAUUGGGCAAAAACCAGCCGACAAUCUAUGCACUGGAGGGAUCAGUUGCUAUUGGUGGUGCUAUAGUGCGCUGGUUGCGAGAUAACCUUCGCAUAAUCAGUUCAGCGGAUGAAGUGGAAAAACUUGCUGCAUCAGUGGGUUCCUCUCAUGGCUGCUAUUUUGUGCCAGCCUUCUCAGGGUUAUAUGCGCCAUAUUGGGAUACAACAGCAAGAGGAAUAAUAUGUGGCAUAACCCAGUUUACAAGCCGAAAUCAUAUUGUAUUUGCUGCAUUAGAAUCUGUCGCCUUUCAAACUCGCGAGCUUCUUGAGGCCAUGAAUAAAGACUCUGGCAUCGUUCAGACUACUCUCAGAGUGGAUGGAGGAAUGACCAAAAAUAAGAUAAUGAUGCAACUUCAAGCAGAUAUUCUCGGUAUAUCAGUUGCAAAGCCGGCGAUGGCAGAAACGACAGCGCUCGGAGCGGCCAUGGCUGCCGGUGCUGCAGAGGGUAUUGGCGUCUGGAACCUGUCCGGUGACAGCCAAUCAACGACAUCCUGGGAGACAUUUGACCCACAGAUCGACAUUGAAGAAAGUGACAAACGGUUUCGUCGCUGGAAGUUGGCUGUGCAAAAAUCAAUGGGCUGGGCAACGCAUGACAUUGAAAAUGACUCUGAUAAUUCAUAAAGCUGAAGGAAAUAAUGUAAAAGGAUGGAAAGAUGCCAUUCGGUGCUUUGUAAUCUUGCAGCUCCGGAUGGUCUACAGUUCUCAAGAGCUUCCAGUCAACUGUCUUCCUCAUGAAUAGUUUGCCUUUUGGUAUUUGGAUACAGCAAAUCAAAAGUAAAGCAUUAAUUGAAAGUGCCUUUCGGAUAUUAACGAGAUACAGAUAUAGGUGCUGGUACUUUAAUUACAGAGUCCAAUAGAGAAAAGACACCAAGUUUAAAAAUUAUUUUGGACAAUUAGAUUGCGAAACAGGAUAAAAUAUACAGUAUCAUAGUGGAAUUAUCGAAUGCACUGUAUAAAAUUAAAAAUUCAGGACUUGCACUUUUGCACUCUCUCAAACUGAGACGGUUCUUCACUGGUUCUUCACUAGUUUGUUUUAUGCCAGAUUAUGAGCUUGCUAGGGUUAAAUCCUAACAAACUAGCACUUUCUCAUCCAGUCAAGGGGCCCUUUAUGACAGAAUGUCUCUUACAAUGGAUGGGCGACAGCGGACAGAAAUGACUUACCGUUAUUGAUACACAAAAAAGGAGGGAACGGCAUCAAUGAACUCAGUGACAGGAGAAACAAAAGAGAGAUGCAGAUUUGAGCAAAGGGAAGAAUUUGUAAAUGCAUAAAUCCACAAUGCAAUUAGAAUGCUGCUCCAUAUUAUCCACAGGAUCAGUUUUGAUGUUAGGAUCAAGUUAUUUCAGUUAAUUGUAAUAUCAUUAAAACACAAUACUAUGACCCCAAAUCAAGCCCUCAGAAUUGCAGAUGAGCACUUGAAUGAGAUGACUUUUGCCCGGGUCGCUUUUCACAUACCUCAGCACAGAUUAAGAAAUCCAAACUUUUUAAAUUAAACUCGAGUUUUUUUUUUCAAUUAAUUAUCUUUGAAUAGGAAUUCUACUCAGGACAAUUUUAGGUAGAAUCAAAUGCUGUUCAACAGGAACAGAAAUAUAAAAGAAUGGAAAUGUGAUGCCUGGAUACUGAAGAAAAAUUCUGACGAAAGUAAACAUUAUUAAACAGUCUGAAUAAAUACCGGCAAGUUGGUAGAAAAUUAGUGCAAUCAGCUGAUUUGAAUUCUGCCAUAUAGCAUCAAAUAAAUACUCGAACAUGGACUGUAAUAAAACGGAACUGGAAUGAUGGUUUAUACCAAAGAUAGACACAAAAUGCCGGAGCAGGCAGCAGUUCUGUAGAAAAUGGAAAGGUAACGUUUUGAGUUGGGACCAUUCUUCUGACUAAUUUUAAGGUGGGGAGGGGGGUGACUGGAAGCAAGAAAAGACCUAUCAGGGAACCACCCUGCCUGUGGUCAUCUGUUGCUGGCCCUAAUUUUUCCUGGUCUUUUCUUGCAUCCAGUCCUCCCACUCCCCUCAUAAUCAAUCCGAAAAAGGGUCGAAACCCGAAAAGUCACCUAUCAAUUGUAUCCAGAUCCGCUCCAUGAUGCCUGACCUGCUGCUGAGAUACUCCAGCAUUGUGUGUCGAUCUUUCGGAUAUGGGCUGUAAUUGGUUUGGCACCUUUAAUUCUUUCAAUUCAUCACAGUAGAAGCACCAAUUGUAAUUUGAUUCAAUGAAAAGUUACCUGAAAUAUCAUUUAAAAAAAUGUAUACUAUAUGGUGAGAACACAAGAAGCCUGUUUCAUAAGCCACUGCAAUUACCUGGGAAAAUUGUAGCACCAAACUUGUUUUUUGAUACAAAGGACCCAGUGGUGAUUACCCAAUAAAUGUCUCUGACCACC
Amblyraja radiata (thorny skate) is the source of this 3399-nucleotide messenger RNA. Its product is annotated as glycerol kinase. Gene Ontology annotation, cellular component: mitochondrion. Gene Ontology annotation, molecular function: glycerol kinase activity. The record is from RefSeq and is a predicted model, not a curated record. Lineage: Eukaryota; Metazoa; Chordata; Chondrichthyes; Rajiformes; Rajidae. Gene Ontology annotation, biological process: triglyceride metabolic process; glycerol metabolic process; glycerol-3-phosphate biosynthetic process. The transcript has 20 exons. The coding region runs from base 98 to 1654 and encodes 518 amino acids.